Messenger RNA from Trichoderma reesei QM6a, 1203 nucleotides. RefSeq lists its product as uncharacterized. Bases 1 to 1203 code for a protein of 400 amino acids. The record is from RefSeq and is a predicted model, not a curated record. Lineage: Eukaryota; Fungi; Ascomycota; Sordariomycetes; Hypocreales; Hypocreaceae. The transcript has 3 exons.
AUGCCCACCACCCAUCACUGCCAGUGCUGCAACAAGAACGGCUUCUGCAAAGACCACCAAGUGCAGUGCGAUGUCCACCCCAAAGUCUACUACUACCGCAGCGAUAGCACUGGAUACCCUAAAAACCGGCAGGAGCCGAAGCCUCAGAGCCUCGACCUGGACUCGACCGAGGCUGCUAUAUUUCAGUCGGUUACGCUGCUGGCUAAAGGGGGAUACAACACCAUCUGGCUUGUGAAGCUGCAUGGUUAUUUUGAGGUUGACCUGUCUGAGUCAGUCGGCCAAGGCGGCUCCCAAGUUGUUACACGCUCUUUUAACGAAUAUGCCCUGCGUCUUCUUUGCGAAGACGCCCUUCUCCCUUACCAGAUCACGAAUGAAGUCGCCUUCAAGAGGCUCAUUAGCACAAAGUUUCCCCAUAUUCCAGUUCCACUCGUUUUUUUCUAUCAGGCUACAGAUGAGCAGGAUACGUCGUUCAUAGCGGAGGAAUACAUUGAUGCCACGCCGCUCAGCUCCAACUGGAUGAGUCUGACACCCGAGCAGAAAGAGUCGAUGGCCAAACAACUAGCGAAAAUUACUGUCGACUUUGCGGACACUCAUUUUCCCAUGAUUGGGGGGUUGAAUCCUGACAACUUUCAGCUUGCUCCGACUGUUGAAGGUGCCAAGAUCUUCAAAGGGCGACACAAGUUCCACAGCAAACAAUACUAUCCGAUUGGGCCCUAUAGGACCACCAAGGAGUAUAUUCUUGCCUGCUAUGAACGAGAGAUUUCCUAUUACUCGCAUGCGGAUGAGAAAGAUGUUGAACAAAAUCUGUUUGGGCCGGCUUCAGUCUCCAACUUUAUCAAGCAGCUGCAGCAAAAGCGAGAUGCUCUUGCAGCAAUCGACAUGGAGGAUGAGCCGUUUACACUUGUCCAUGGAGAUUUUCAUGGGCGCAACAUCUUGACAAAGGGGGAUGAGAUCCUGGGCAUUCUCGACUGGGAGUUUGCGGGCUCAUACCCUGUAAGUGAGACGCUGUCGGGAGGAGGUAUUGACGUUGUGGAGGCCGAGAGCGAGGAGCUGGACGACGAAAACACGCUGUGGGAUCGAAAGAUUCGCGACUUGAUUCGCGAGGAGACGGUCGCAAGGCGCUGGGAGGGCAAUAAAAUUGACUUGCUGCUGGGGAAUGGAAAUCUGGAGCUGGCGAGGGCGAGGGUUGAAAUGUCUCCUUGA